AUGAGCCGCCCUACAACCGCAGCGUCGACAGCCGGCGAGUAUUCAACUCAUGUGAUUGCGGUGCUUGAAGGAAGGGGAGUGGCGCGUGAAAUCGGAAUGGCGGCAUUGAAUAAGUCUACAGGCCAGUGUGUAUCUUCCAGGUCAAUGCUAACCACUCAAUGGAUUAACCCAGUAUACAAUCCUUCCUCGAUACUCGUCCCAGAUACGUUUCUCCCCAUUGAGCCCACAUCAAAAUCCAAAAUUUCCCCAUUAGUGGAGAGUAUACGUGACGAGUUUGAGGAUGAUGUUGACUUGGUUCCAAUUCCUCGAAAGUACUGGAACGACGGAGAUGGCUUAGACGUCGUAAACCACCUUAUAAUUGACAAUGGAGAAAAACCAGGGACUCUGCUCGCCCUGUAUUAUGCACUGUCUGCUACAUCUGCUUUGUUCAAGUUUGUAGAAAUACGCAUGAACACAACCUUUGCGCCUCGCUCUGUGAGGAUUAGCUUUCGGUCACCCGAAGGAACCAUGAUGAUCGACUGUGAAACCACCAAGAACCUAGAACUUUUACAGAAUAAUGUCUCAAAGAAGAGUAAAACUUCGUUGUUUGGCUUGUUGAAUCAUACAUUCACACCCAUGGCACAUCGGUUGUUAAGGAUCAACAUUCUAGCUCCAAUAACUGAUCAAAUGGCUAUUGAGCGCCGACUGGAAGUAGUCCAAGAGUUAGUUAACGAUGAGGAGAAAUAUACGGCCAUUCGCGACGCACUCAAGCCCAUCAGAUCAAAAGACUUUGACAAGCUCAUCGCCCAGCUCAGCACGUCCGACACGCACCCAAUCGGCGGACCUUCUGGUAACGCCCGAGGAGCAUCAGUCCGAGUCGAGCAGAUUAUGACGCUACGCAGUGUUGUUCGGAGCCUUCCCGCAGUUGUCCAGGCGCUUAAUGGAUGUCACAGCUAUCUGCUGCGAAUGAUGGGUGAUAUGCUCGACGAUGAGCGCGUCAAGUCUAUCGAUGAUAUGGUUAGCCAGGGACUAAAUGAUGAUGCACUUUUCGCGGGAGGUGGCGGGAGCUUCGGUACCUCUUUCGGAUCAGUCACCAAGAAGGUCUACGCCGUUCGAGCAAACUACAACCGCCUUCUGGACGUAGCACGUGAGACCUACCGCGAGAAUGUCACGGAUAUCAUUGAGCUUCAGGAAGAGCUCUCGAAAGAGCACGAUCUGCCUAUAUCCAUGCAGUGGCAAGACAGUGGCUUUGUCUUUGUUCUGAAAAAGGGAGACGUUCCGCCUGGGACUAAGAGCUUGCCGAGACCCUUCAUAAACGCAUCAAUGAAGAAGAACGGGAAAUGGUUAUUUUCGCACUUGGAACUGAAAAAGCGAAAUGCGCGUUUGAGGGAUUCGCUGGACGAGGCACUAUUGCUCAGCGACCAAAUCGUCAAGGCUCUUGUAGAGCGUAUUCUAGAAGACAUUGGUGUCUUGUACAAAGCUUCGGAAGCAGCGAAUAGGGCUUCUAGAUAUGCUUUGGUCCUUCGCUCAUACAUCCAUUCGUCGGCACCCCGUGUUGGAAAUGUACAAGCUGCCGGGAACUUCGUCCCGAAUGACACGUAUGCGUGCGAUGGGUCCAGCUUUCAGAUUAUUGAGGGUCCGAACAUGUCGGGAAAAAGCACAUACUUGAGGCAGAUUGGAUCGCUGGUGGUUAUGGCCAUGUGUGGAUCUUUUGUCCCGGCUGAAUACGCUAGUUUCCGAAUUCACGACUCAUUACUGACUCGUUUAUCGAACGAUGACGAUCCUGAGCGUAGUCUUAGCACGUUUGCAAAAGAGAUGACAACAAGUGGGACGAUCUUGAGUGGGUGUGGCAACGGAAUCCUCGUUGAUAUUGAUCGACGAGCUCGGAAGGGGACAUCGCCUAUAGAAGGUAUUGGACUCGCGCAUGCAAUCGCGGAGGAGAUUAUUAAACUUAAGGCUUUCACUUUUUUCACUACUCAUUUUCACCAACUCACCUAUACCCUCUCCAAAUACCCGACGUUUUUACAUCUCGCUGUCGAGAAAAGUACACACGUGAACCAGUCGACCUUCCGGUUGAGGUUCCGACACUUGCUGGUAGAUGGUGCAUCAGAUGCUAUUGACCAUUACGGGCUUGAACUCGCUCGACUGGCUGAUCUCCCACCGGACGUGCUAAUCGAAGCACGAAAGUAUCCAUGGAGCUUAAAGCUCAGACGACGCACAAAGAGCAGCGAGCGAAAGCAAUGCUAUUGCAGCGCGGAGGAAAAUCAUCCUGCGAAACAUUCCACACUCGGGGACGAGGAUCUCCUCAAAUAUCUCGCUGGCAUACAAACAGAGACCAUUGUUGCACUGAGGGAUCUACUUCCCAGCGCUGGACACUCGUCUCGCGAGGACGUGGAACCGCUCGAGCCCGGCCAUGGAUCCAGUCCCCGGAGAUAA
Molecule: messenger RNA, 2415 nt
Organism: Rhizoctonia solani
Lineage: Eukaryota; Fungi; Basidiomycota; Agaricomycetes; Cantharellales; Ceratobasidiaceae
Product: DNA mismatch repair protein MutS
Exons: 25
Coding region: 1-2415 (804 amino acids)
Biological process (GO): mismatch repair; reciprocal meiotic recombination
Cellular component (GO): nucleus
Molecular function (GO): mismatched DNA binding; ATP binding; ATP-dependent DNA damage sensor activity
Source: RefSeq, a predicted model, not a curated record